Molecule: messenger RNA, 2310 nt
Organism: Pisolithus orientalis
Lineage: Eukaryota; Fungi; Basidiomycota; Agaricomycetes; Boletales; Pisolithaceae
Exons: 5
Coding region: 1-2310 (769 amino acids)
Biological process (GO): positive regulation of catalytic activity; deadenylation-independent decapping of nuclear-transcribed mRNA; deadenylation-dependent decapping of nuclear-transcribed mRNA
Cellular component (GO): P-body
Molecular function (GO): mRNA binding; enzyme activator activity
Source: RefSeq, a predicted model, not a curated record
AUGGGUCCUCCACGCCGUGCCCGCUCGAACUCAUCUGUGUCGAACCACAACGCUCCCAACAGCCGCUCAAGACAGCCUCCGGACCCGCCCCAACCCGAUCCACCUCAAUCUCACCAACAUCUGGGUAUGUCCCCGGCCUCCCGGUACAAUGCCAACUUGAAAGUCGUCCGCCGAAGGGACCCCUCCAUUGUAUCUAUAUUUGAUCAAUUUAGUCAUGUCUGUGUGUAUCAUCAUAACGGGGACAAGUGGGAGAAGCAGGGGUACGAAGGGAGCAUGUUUUUGUAUGAACGCGAUACUUAUCCGCCAUACGGGUUCUAUAUCAUGAACCGUGUUGGCAUGGACGACUACAACCAACGAUUAUACCCUGAGGACGGUGUCGGCGCUCAUGGAAACUACCUCAUGUUGCGUCAUUACCCUGACUUCACUGCUCGCAGAAUAACAGAUGCGCGGGAAAAACUCCCUCCGUCUGCGCAAGACGGACCCGCAAUGAAGUUUGCGUCAGGGUUUGCAUUAACCGACCUGGAAAAGCUUCAUGAUGAGGACAAAGGUCGAUCCCAGACGGUCGGUUUGUGGUGUUUGGCGACCGACACUCGAGAGAGCAUGACGGAGGUUAUGCUCAGAUUGCACAGUUAUAUCAAGAAAAACCUACCUUAUCCGGACGAGUACAGGUAUGGCCCUGACCGUCCGCCCCCUCCGAAUUUCCGCUCACUAUCUAGAGCGAGUGAACGGGCACAUACGCGCUCGGCGUCCAGUGCGUCCAACGCAAGCAGUAUUCAUAGCAUCUCGGAGUCAGGAGAAGAUGACGUUCGAGGUGGUCAAUCAACCGUCACCCCAGCCUCUGCCCGCAGCGUCUCUGAACUCGACAAACUCUUCGCUAAGCUUGGGGGCAGCGUGUCCACCAACGGCCUCUCCCAGUCUCAACCCUUUCCUCAGGUCCAAGUCCCGAAUUACGGGGCUUCAGAGACCACAGCCGCAAGUCUCCUUGCAAAUGUGCGCGAUCCUUCGCGUACAGUUGUAUCCCCUGGGCCCUCUACCACCGCAGUGCCCACACGUGGACUUGAACUCUUGAACACCAUUUUCGCAUCUGCCACUCCUCCCCCUUAUCGUGCCCCAUCUCGAGACGAAAACUCCCACUCCUCUGAUUUUGCUGCGUCCUCUACGUCGCACAACGUCGUUGCUAAUGCUCAUACUCCCACUGCGUACUCUCAAGAUCACCAUAUCCUCUCCCCCAAACCCACCACCUCUGCACUUCCACAAGUACUUAAUCAGGAAGUCAUUUCCACCCUCCUUGGCCUACCACCUUCACGCGCUUCAUCCGUCCGGUACGAAGGGGAUAACGAAGCGAGCGAUGACGGUGCAUCUGAACCCGGUUCCUUGUCUUUCAGUGUUCCGCAGCUCGCCGUGCCCCCUGACCACGUCGAAUGGUCCACCAAACAGCGUGUCCUAGGGGAUGUCACACCUCGUGCUUCUUUACGCGGAUUUGAUUCAGACAUAGAUCAAGUUACCAACAUUCUCACCGCUGCAGCGUAUACUAGCCAACAUCAACAACAACGUGCUCAGCCAUCGCACACAUCCUCGAGUCCUCACCUGCAGGUCCCAGCUACGAAGCCGGCGGUACAACCGCCCGCGAUCAAUGAUGUUUCUUCAACUGCACAUUCUACACAUGGAAAUGUUCUUGGCAGUAACGACGUUACAAACACUAAGAGUGCCUCCUCCACCAACCCCCCGAGAGUUCGCCCUCUCAUCCCCUUUGAGACAGACUCAGAUCUCUGGCCUUACCCUCGUGCACCACUUGUCGAGACAGACUCGGACAUAGUUGAGCUUGACUUUGCGGACACCAGUGCGUUGAGUGACCCGAAUGCGUUCGAAAAACGUUGCAAGAGCAAGAAACAGAAGAAGAGCAAGAAGGAUAAACAGAAGGAGAGGGAGGAAAUUGAGAAUAGCUGGGACGUGCCUGCUCCUGUGCCCAUCGCCUCCCCAUCAGCAGUGUCCUGUAAUCCGCCGGCUCCUGUUAACGGAAACGCGAAAUAUCCCCGCCAGCCCCGCGAGAUCCAGGAGAAACCAGUAGUGGCGAAGUCAUCUACCCCUGCUAUUCCGGCGACACCAGCGACCUCUGGGGCGACUAACUCUACCAAUGCCGAUGUAGAUGGCGUGCGCACUGCACUUCUGUCCACACUCUCUACUUCCCAACAUGCCAAUCGCCUGAAGAAUUUGUCAAGGAAGGAUUUUGUGAGCGAAGUACUGUCCCUGAUCUAUCACAACAACCAAUUCGUCGACGAUUUGUGGCAACACUAUACUUCCCAUGAUUAG